GCGGAGCAAAGUGUCGCAGCGUGCUCGGUUCGUCACGGAGUGAGCUCGAACGUCGAACUUCCCAGCUCCAAGCGUCGCUUGAUGCUGCUCCCACAACGUCGCCCUCAUCUACACGUAGACACUGACGAUGCGCGAGCAGGCGCAUCGUCUAGCCACAGCGUGCCGUUUCCAAAGCAUGACGGGUUCAGUCACUUCCACACCUCGGUGGUCCGGGCACACCAGCUGGAAAUACAGAUACAUAGCCCCACUAUAAGGUCCAGUCACAAGAAUACGUACGAGCCGUCCAAGAUACUGCCUGUUUUUGGAGACCAUGACAGGGUUGAGGGAGCCGUUCUGCUUGAUCCGCAGCAAUCUUCAACCCCGGGAAAACUGUCAGUCACAUUUGAGGGCGCGUUCAUCUACUUGUCACCGGGGGCCAUGAAACCUUCAGAACGGAUGGCUGACGCGAGAAACUCUGAUAAGUACAGACACCUGUUCUUCUCGUCAACCAUCACUUUUAGUACGGGCGAGAGCGGAAGCCCUCGCUCUGCAUCAUCACUACGGGAUGCCUUCACCAAUUCCGUGCGCCUGCGAAAGACGGAAAGCUCUCCAAACACUGCUGGAUCCGCCCGCCCACACUUUCCUUUCGCAUUCGAUAUACCGCGACCAGGACGUCCAGGUGAAGAAUUACCUCCUACAUGCUGCAAUGUUUCGCUUGGUAUCGCUGGCAUCAGAGGACGAAGCGCUGUGGAAAGAGCGGAGGUUGAGUACAAGAUUGUCGCGACUUGGGAAGACCACGAUGACAAGGAGACGGCACGGCUCGAAGCUCCGGUUAUAUACCAACCAGACACUGACUUUCAGUCUUUGGAUGGCCUGUAUCUCGAGCCCGACUCGUGGCUCGAAAUACCUCUCCGUUCCGACAGACCCAUACCUUUCAAAUGCGCGGUAACUCUACCAGAUCCACCUACGCUGCCCAGAUCGGGUUAUGUGCCUUUCUUCGUUGUGUUUACUACGAGGCCCCGGUCUUCGGCCCUUGCGCGAGAAAUCGCUGCAGAUGCUACUAUCGCCGUUUCGCUCCUUCGUCAAAUCACAGUCCUGUCAGGACCCUCCCCACUCUACAGCCCAACCAUUUCCGCGAGCUCCGUGUCAAGCGAGGACUCAGACGCACGAAUUACUCCCAAAAAAUCGCUUCUCCGGCGUCGUAUCGUCAAAAGCUCCCCUUCAACCCCAUCGGGCUCUCUGAGGUCUCCCCAGAAGCCUGUUCCUCAGGACAAACCCUUGCCCCCAAUACCACAUGGCAUCUCGGACAUGCGAUCUCUACACACCGAUGUUUGCAUCGGGUUUCCUAAGCGCCCUCGCAACCGCAUGGCCUCUCACCGGCACCAUCCGUCCAUUGAAGAGAACGCAGCGCUACCCGAUGGACUGUAUAAGGGAAAGCUCAGGCUCGACAAAUCUAUGCUGCCCUCCAUCGAGUGGGCGAGCUUGACUGUGAAAUAUUUCGUUGAGGUUUCUGUUGUCCUCGGUCAGGACGAGCUGCGCGUCCGUGUUCCCGUCCGUAUCUUCUGACCGUUCUUUCGGCCACUUCCGCAGCCUGUUCGUUCAGCCUACGCCUAAUUUAUUUAUUCUUUAUUUAAGGACCUUAUCCCAUUGCACACAUAUCCCUAUACCCUUUGUUGUGUGCGAAUUGCGAGAUGGCGAAUUAUAUAUACUCUUGUAGCGCGCGUUUAAAAUG
Phanerochaete carnosa HHB-10118-sp is the source of this 1711-nucleotide messenger RNA. RefSeq lists its product as uncharacterized. The transcript has 6 exons. The record is from RefSeq and is a predicted model, not a curated record. NCBI's taxonomy places the organism in Eukaryota, Fungi, Basidiomycota, Agaricomycetes, Polyporales, Phanerochaetaceae. The coding region runs from base 82 to 1545 and encodes 487 amino acids.